Anoplopoma fimbria (sablefish) is the source of this 9077-nucleotide messenger RNA. It is a transcript of the gene srcap, whose product is annotated as Snf2-related CREBBP activator protein. The record is from RefSeq and is a predicted model, not a curated record. Gene Ontology annotation, cellular component: Swr1 complex. Gene Ontology annotation, molecular function: ATP hydrolysis activity; histone binding; ATP-dependent chromatin remodeler activity. NCBI's taxonomy places the organism in Eukaryota, Metazoa, Chordata, Actinopteri, Perciformes, Anoplopomatidae.
UGUCCACUGUGCCACCGCCGGAGAGCAGCGAGGCUCUCCCGAUCAGCAGCGACUCCAAGGACGGCGUCUCGGAAGAAGUCCACGCUGAGGAUCGAGUUGUCGGAGUUUCGAUAUCCCGGCCAACGCCUCUUAUCGAGGACUCUAGUUCCUCCGCCGAGAUGCAGAGACCUCCAGCUCCCCUUUGUCCCCCUCUCGCCACAGAUACACAGAUUGACAGCACAGUGCAAGAGCUGCAACACGGGUCACAAACUGAUAAAGAGAAACACCCCUCGAAUAGUCAGACAGACCAGAUUCAGACACCUAGAGAGGGGGCAGGAAUUGUGGUUGUUACGGGGACUAAGGAGAAACGGUCCAUCACGUUGGAUUAUAAACCAGAGACUGGAACAAAAGUGGAAUUUGGUGGGAAAGAGCACAUGGGCGGAAAUAUUCACCUCCAACCCAAAUCUCAAAUCCGCUUCACAUCUCCAUCUGUCUCACAAUCAAGUGUUGGGUUUAGAGACACCGCAGAACACGGGGCUCUGGACCCGCUUGUCCACGCAAAUCCAGAGAGCCACAUACCUCCGCCGGUUUUUGCGGUGCAAGCAGGGGGUCACCAGGACUCAAAACCGCCUCCGCUCCCUUUAUCGGGCAACAGUGAGAUUAAACAAACUGACCUGUCAAGAACACAACCUAAAAUCAUCAAAGAGACCUCAACGGAUGCCGGAGAGAUGCAAAAAGCAAACUCUUUGGAGAUAUUCGAGCAUGUCAAAGAGAUUGUUGACGCGUCUGACAGAGAACGACAACCUCCCUCAGCUGAAAUACUUGAGACCGGAAAGGCCAGAGAGUCGCUUCCUGGAUUAUACGCUGCUCCUGGAACAGGAAGCUCAGUGUCCAGCAGAGAACAACUGGAAGGAGAGCGGUUGGAGAGUAGCGUGAGGGAAGAGCAAACUGACACCUCCUCGUCCGACUUCACGACUCUGCCGGAGUGCUCUUUCACGCAGGAGAGUUCCUCAAAACCCUCCGAUGCGCCGGUCCUGGUUGACACGGACCUGGUCUCACUGCCGGCGGAAACAUCUCAUCCCCCUGACCAAGUCCCCGCAACAGAGACGCCACCGACUACCGAGCUCAUGCACUCAGCCGAGGCUCAUGAAAUCGUGGUUGUCAGAGAGGAGGCUCACAUCGGCGGGGGCUGGACAAACUUGCACCUGAAUCAGAGUUACCUCCUGCAGCGGGAAGACGGCAGCGUCUGUGAGGCCGCCAUCGUCAACGAGCUGAGUUCUGACCUCUCUGGCGGGGAACCAAAGCUGUACGAAGAAAGUGUUCAGGCGGACGUCGAGAUGGAAACGCAGGCCGUCGAAGUGUACGAGUUCUGCACCGUAGUGGAGGAGGUUGCCGAGGAGACGGUGUGCGCCAGUAGUAGCGUGCAGAUGCCUCACUCUCCAGGAUACGAGGUGAACUUGUUCAACGCGUUGCUCGAACACUCUGAGGAAUACACCGUCAAAGAGGACCUGGAACCAUCUAUUACCACAAUUACAGAAAGUGGCACUGUCAUUAUUUCCCAGCAGCCCUUGCCUGUAUCGAACGAUUCAAAUCAAGUACAGUCGAACAGUAAUUCCCAUAAUUUGUCCGUACAAAACAUGAGAGCAGCUGCUGUCGGGCAGCAUUUGGUUUUGGAAGCUAACCAAGCUGUUGAAGUGGCAAACUCAAGUGAGGUUUGUUUAGUUGAAGUAGCCGCUUUCACAUCAGACUCAUUCUCAGAAAUGGUGACAUCACAGGUCAGUGCAGGCCUCUCGGACCAAACAGAGGUAACAGAUUCUCCUGUAACUCAAACAAAUCCCCCAAAACAGGAAGCGUCUGUUGCCGUCUCUGUAAACGUUCAGCCCGCUCUCAGUCAGACUGCUGUAAGUGCCACAAAGCUUAAGGCCUCUGUUUCGUCACCUGAAGGGACCAAAGCCGCCCCUGCUUUGACGGAGACUCCAUCACAGAGUAUCCAGAAUGUUGCUGCACCCGCAGAAACCACACCAGGGGCUCUCUGCACCACCCGCCCCUCUGGUAUCAUAAAUCCAAAGCUGCUCCUUCUCAAACCGGGAGAAACUCCCGUCCUGAAACACCCUCCCUCCCUUUUGGCACCGGCCUCCAAGCAACAGCAUUCGGUCGGCAAGCUGGCCAAUGCCCACAGCUCUUGGUCUGGCAGCGUGUCUGAGGAGUGCCUUCCCCAAACCGUCUCGGACUCUUUAUGUGCGUCUGAGGCUCUCGGCGACCGGAAAGAUCAGACGCAAUGCUCCGUCGAUAAAACUUCUGUGUCGGCGGCGCCGUCUGUCAAGGUGCAGCAGCCCGACUCGCUUCAUCUCGACCAGACUGCAUCCGUCUCCACCAAAACGUCAACGAUCAAACCUGACAACGAGGCCUUAACUCUUACUAAAACUUCAAGUGAAGCAGAUGUCGUCACCAUUACAGGUGCUACAACGCCCAAAGCCCUUUACGUGCUCCAAGCAUCAGUGGAGAGGGAAGGUGCUGUCAUGGCGUCCACCAGUAUCAGUGACCCCGUCAGUCUAGCGGGCUCCACCUAUGAGGAGGAAGAGAGCGAGGACAUGGAGCAGGACGAAGCGACGGGAGAAACCGAGGUUCAGGAGGCCACUUCGGGACAGAUCAGCAGUCCAGAGGAAGGCAGCGACGAAGAACCGGACGCAGACAAAACGGAAAGCGAGAUGACCCCCAGCUCUCCAUGCAAGCAUGGACAGAGCAGGACAGACAGACAGACACUGUUCCUCAAGGUACGCCAGUGGAUAGCAGACAGGGUCACGGCGAACUCAUCUCCUGUCUCGCCCUCCACUUCCUCUUCUUACCCCGGCCCCUCACCCGCCAGCGACUGGUCCACCCAACGACGGGACAAGUCCUCACCUCUCCGAGGGCCUCACGGGAAGUUUGUCUCUCCGGGCGCCGUCGGGGGCUACAGUACCUCCUCGUCCCCGCCGGAUCAGGCCACGCCUCAGCGACCCCGUGGGGAGCGCCACACAGACAUGGCAGAACUGGCUAAACAUGAAGCAGACAUCGAGCAUCGGACCCAGGCGCUGAGGCGAGAGGGCUUCUGGUCGACGAAGCGUCUCACCCGCCUGACGGAGCCGCCGCGACCCAAAGUUCAGUGGGACUACCUGUGUGAGGAGAUGCAGUGGCUCUCCGCCGACUUUGCUCAAGAGAGGCGGUGGAAGAGAGGGGUGGCUAGAAAGGUGGUGCGGAUGGUGAUGAGACACCACGAGGAGCUGAGGCAAAAAGAAGAAAAGGCCAAGAGAGACGAGCACUCUAAGAUCAGGAGAGUCGCCUCUUCUAUCGCAAAGGAGGUCCGGGCUUUCUGGAGCAGCGUGGAGAAGGUGGUGCAGUACAAGCAGCAGUCCAGACUGGAGGAAAAGAGGAAGAAGGCUUUGGACCUUCAGCUGGACUUCAUUGUUGGCCAGACGGAGAAAUACUCGGACCUCCUCAGCAAGUCACUGGCUCCCAGCCGGCCUGCUGAACCGGAACCUGUCCCUCAGACUCCCAUCAAACCUGUGACACCUGCCACUGAUGAGGAUGACAGAGACUUUGAGCCUCCCUGUGAGGAGGAGGAUGACGAGGAGACCAUAGAGGUGGAGGAGCAGCAGGAGGGCAAUGAUGCUGAGAGCCAUCGGAGGGAGAUUGAACUGCUGAAGGAGGAAGGCCUGCUGCCCCUGGACCAAUUACUGAGCACCCUCAAACUGCCACAGGAGUCGGGCUCAGAUGGUGAAUCCUCUGAUGAAUCCUCUUCAUCGGUGGAGGAGGAAGACGGUGAAUUCACUGCCAAUGAAGAGGAUGCUAAGGAUGAGGAGGACACCAUAGAUGCCCAGGAGAAGGUCGAGGGAAAUGUGGAUCACGCAGAGGAGCUGGAUGACUUGGCCAAAGAAGGCGACAUGAGCGUUGAGGAGUUGCUGGAGAAGUACAAAGGAGCGUACGCAUCAGACUUUGAGGCGCCGUCUGCUUCCGGUUCUAAAGACAGCUCCGACUCAGAGGAGUCUGGGGAUGAAGAGGAGGAGACUGAGGAAGAUGAGAGCGAUGUGGAAAGCAACAGUUCCUCCUCUGAUUCACAAGGAGACAGUGGAGAAGAGGAGGACAGUGAGAACGACGAGGAGGAGAGUGAGGAAGAGGAUGACGGCUGUGGGGAUGAAGGGAUGGAGGUCCUGCUGAAGGAGGGAGACAACAGCCCGCCGUCCUCCAGCACACGGCCGAAGAAAGAGAUCAGCCACAUUGCUGCGACUGCAGAGAGCCUGCAGCCUAAAGGAUACACUCUGGCUACUACCAAGGUCAAGACCCCCAUCCCGUUCCUGCUUCACGGCACGCUGCGAGAAUACCAACACAUCGGACUCGACUGGCUGGUCACCAUGUACGAGAAAAAGCUUAAUGGCAUUCUGGCUGAUGAGAUGGGUCUGGGCAAGACCAUCCAGACCAUCGCUCUGCUGGCUCACCUCGCCUGUGAAAAAGGUAACUGGGGCCCUCACCUCAUCAUCGUCCCCACCAGUGUGAUGUUGAACUGGGAGAUGGAGCUGAAACGCUGGUGUCCCGGGUUCAAAAUCCUCACUUACUUUGGCAGCCAAAAGGAGCGAAAGCUAAAGAGACAGGGCUGGACGAAGCCUAACGCUUUCCACGUGUGCAUCACUUCCUACAAGUUGGUGCUGCAGGAUCACCAGGCGUUCCGGCGAAAGUCCUGGCGCUACCUGAUUCUAGACGAGGCGCAAAACAUCAAGAACUUCAAGUCCCAGCGCUGGCAGAGUCUGCUGAACUUCAACAGCCACCGGCGACUGCUGCUGACGGGAACUCCUCUCCAGAACAGCCUGAUGGAGCUCUGGUCUCUAAUGCACUUCCUCAUGCCGCACGUCUUCCAGUCCCACCGCGAGUUCAAAGAGUGGUUCUCCAACCCGCUGACGGGAAUGAUCGAGGGCAGCCAGGAGUACAACGAGGGCCUGGUGAAGAGGCUCCACAAGGUGCUGAGGCCGUUCCUGCUCCGGAGGAUCAAGAUCGACGUGGAGAAGCAGAUGCCCAAGAAAUACGAGCAUGUGGUUCGCUGCCGACUCUCCAAGAGACAGAGAUUCCUCUACGAUGACUUCAUGGCACAGGCCUCGACCCGGGAAACGCUGGCCAGCGGUCACUUCAUGUCUGUGAUUAACAUCCUCAUGCAGCUCCGCAAAGUCUGCAACCACCCGAACCUGUUCGACCCCCGACCCAUCCAGUCUCCCUUCAUCACGAAGCCCAUCGUUUUCCACACAGCCUCCCUGGUGCAGGACGCCCUGGAGGUCUCUCCUUUGAAGCGCUGCGACCUUUCUAUGUUUGACCUCGUUGGUCUGGAGAGCCGUGUAUCCCGGUACCAGGCAGAUGUCUUCCUGCCGCGAAACAAGGUCAGCCGCCAACUAAUCCAGGAGAUCGUGGAGUCUCCUGAACCGCUUCCGAGACCCAGACCGGUCCGCAUGAAGGUCAACAGGAUGUUCCAGCCGCCUCCUAAAAGUGAUAAUCGACCGGUCCUACUGAUGAACAAACCAACCUGCUCCGUACCUCCAGCUGCUCAGACCCCCAAACCUCAAACAGUUACUGAAGUCCCCUUAACUCCUCAACCUGCUCCUGUCGUCCAACAAGUGGUUUGUACAGUGGCCACCGUCACCCCUCCUCGCCCGUCCAUGCAUCCCACCGCUCAGAUCGCAGUGAGAUCCAGCGGUCCAAAGCCCGUUCUGACCGUACGGCCUCCCACUGCUUCCUGUGCAGCCGGCGUCCCGGCUCACCCGAGCCCAAACCCCGGCAGCGUUCUGCCCCAGAGGGUUCUGCUCAGUCCAGAUAUGCAAGCUAGGUUACCUUCUGGCGAGGUAGUGAGCAUCGCCCAGUUGGCCUCUCUGGCAGGGCGACCUGUGUCGUCAUGUCAGGGCAGUAAACCCGUCACCUUCCAGCUUCAGGGCAACAAGCUGACUCUGUCUGGAGCCCAGAUCCACCAAGUCCCAGCAGCUUCUCCACGCCCAGUUCAAGGUAAUGUGAUGCACCUGGUGUCCAGCGGGGUGCAGCACCACCUCAUCAGCCAGCCUGCCCAGGUGGCUGUCCAGAGCAACACCACCUCUACUGCUCCACCUACCAAUCGACUGCCUCACAACGCCUCUGCACAAGUGACCCCCACCAUGGUGAGCAGCCCCGGAGUCGUGAAGAUCGUUGUGCGUCAGACAGCAGGCAAGGACGGCGGGCCCGUGCCGACGCUGGCUGUGGCCCCUUCCCCCCGUGUUGUUCCUCAGACAUCCCCCUCCCCGCACCCCCACGCCACCACAACCCCUGUCCGAACCACCGCUCCACUGCAGAUCGCCCAGCGCACCCCCGGUCCCGCCACAGCCCACUACACCAUAGCUCCUCCAGGGAACCCUAGCUCCACCCCGAACCAGCCCCACCCCCCUCGCCCUGUCCUCAAAGUAGUGCAGCCUCCUCCACCCAACACAGAGCAGCCAGCUCUGGUUCAGGUGGCCUCCUCGUCCUCUGCUUCGUCCAAGUCUCCAGCAGCAGCACGUGAUGGCGGCAGCAGCAGUCAAACAGCAGUAACAACAAAGUCGAGGCCCAGUACAAGCGUUAAAGCCUUCCCUCCACACAGGAGAGUACCUCGGCCUCCUCCUCGCUCUCCUUUCCACAUGAAAUGGCUAGCAGACAGCUUCAAGCAGGAGCGCGACAGCCGACUGGACUUCAUCAUUCGAGCCAACGAGAACCGCUGUGCGGCGAAGCCCAUGUACGGCCGGGAGGUUCUGGACUUCCUGACUUUCCUCCCCGGAUCCCGUCCCUCGCCGGCCGCCCUGCGCCCUCAGAGGGAGUGGGGCCGCUCGGGCCACAGCAGCGCUCUGUACUCACAGUGGCAAAACAAAUACGACUUCUGGUUUCAGAGUCGCGCCGUUAGAGAGGCCAUCCACAGCGUCGACGACAGGCUGGAGCUGCUUAAAGAAAUUGUAGACAGGUUUACAUUUGCAAUUCCCCCAGUGGCGGCUCCUCAGAUCUCCAUGCACUGCUGCCAUCCUCCUCCCUCUCUGAACAACAAGCAGGUGGUCUUCUCCUCCCAGCUUUCGACUCAGGUCACUCCGCUUACUCGCAGUCUCCAUCGUAUCCAGUGCUACAUGAGGACCCAGUUCCCCGACCUGAGGCUCAUCCAGUAUGAUUGUGGUAAGCUGCAGACUCUCCACACUUUGCUGCGAAAGCUGAAGAGGGGGCACAGAGUGCUGAUCUUCACUCAGAUGACGCGGAUGCUGGACGUGCUGGAGCAGUUCCUCAACUACCACGGUCACAUCUACCUCCGCCUGGAUGGCAGCACCCGCGUGGAGAUGAGACAGUCCCUCAUGGAGCGCUUCAACGCAGACCGGCGUAUUUUCUGCUUCAUCUUGUCGACUCGCAGCGGAGGCGUCGGGGUGAACCUGACCGGGGCCGACACGGUGGUCUUCUACGACAGCGACUGGAACCCCACCAUGGACGCUCAGGCACAGGACCGCUGCCACCGAAUCGGCCAGACCAGAGACGUCCACAUCUACAGGCUGAUCAGCGAGCGAACAGUGGAGGAGAACAUUUUAAAGAAAGCCAAUCAGAAGAGGAUGCUGGGAGAUAUGGCUAUUGAAGGAGGAAACUUCACCACAGCUUUCUUCAAAGAGCAAACCAUCAGGGAGCUGUUUGAUAUGAACGACGGGGAGAAGAGGGAAGUGGCGGUGGAGCUAUCGGUGCCCCAAGCCGAGGAGGAGGAGGCUGUCAACAAACAGAGCACCACCAUUCUGGAGCAGGCUUUGUGUCGAGCCGAGGAUGAGGAGGACAUAGUCGCCGCCUCUCAGGCCAAAGCAGAGCAGGUGGCAGAACUGGCGGAGUUCAACGAGAACAUCCCUCUGGAUGAUGGAGGGGAACAGGAGGAGGUGGAGGAGCUCUCAAAGGCCGAGCAGGAAAUCGCUGCUCUGGUGGAGCAGCUCACUCCUAUUGAACGCUACGCCAUGAACUUCCUGGAAGCCUCGUUAGAAGACGUGUGCAAAGAGGAGCUGAAGCAGGCUGAGGAGCAAGUAGAGGCUGCCAGGAAAGGCCUGGACCAGGCCAAGGAGGAGGGCCUAAAGCUCCACGCUUCAUCCGAUGAGAACGACGAUGACUUUUUGUCCCCGACGGCUUCUGUGGAGCCCGCUCAGCCAGCCCGCCGGGGCCGUAAACCCAAGGACAAGGACAGGAAUGUCACCUCUACAAGGACCAGUGGUCGUCUGCGUGGGGCCUCGCCCGAACCUGAGCCCGAGCCCGAGCCCGCUAGAGAAGUGCCUGAAAGACUCCGCUGUGGUCUGAGAGGACGAGGAGCUGCCAAAGACACCGGUACUGUGUCUACCACCCCGUCCCGCACAGACCAUCAGAAAACCUCCUCAUCGACCAAGCUUCAAGAUUCCUCUAAGACUUCUCCUGUCAGAGAUCACCAGACUUCUAAAACCAGGACUCUGCCAAACCGCUCCCAUCCCAGUCCAGUGCCUUCCCCUCCCACAACCUCUCCCCCAGGAGGGAAACAACAGUGUGCUGGGGAGACUGACGGCAAGACCUCCAAAGCCUGCAGAGAGGACAAAGGGGGGGAGAAUGAAAAGAGGGCGUCCGAGUCAUCGCUAGAAACCGGCUGCCCGGUGGACCAGCAGGCAAAAGAUGAAGACGGUAAAGACAACAGUGCCAUGUCUCCCCCUCCACCAGCUCCCGAUCGCCCCGCAAGCGUCAGUCAGCAGACGGUGAAGUCCUACGGGGCCUGGUUGAAGACUCCCCGUCGGCCAAAGUCCUGCGGAAGCUUCCGGGGAGGCUGGUCACGGUGGUGGAGGAGAAGGAGCCAAGGAGGAGGAGGCGGCGAGGAAGCGGCACUGGAGGUGGGGCUUCUUCAGAGGAGGCAACCGUGGAGGAGAGCGCUGCCGGGACCGUCGACGAAACAAACAAAGACAACACAUCGCCAAGCCCCGACAGCAAAACCAAAGGGGCCGUUACCAAAUCCCCUCAGGACCAGGUCUCUACUCCUAGUCCGGCUGUGCAUCCGCCGCCUGUCAGGAGUUAUCCUCCAUAUUCUCCACCCCAUCUUUCUCCGGACAUGCCCGUGCUGA